UUAAAUUAUGGGAAAACUAUCAAAUAAGCCCUCGUACUAUAACGAAAAAGUCGAUUAGACCCUCGUACUUUACAAACACUCAGUUAAGUCCUCAAACUAUUAAAAAACAUUCAAUUUAGCCCUUUUGGUCUGUAAGUAACCAGUUUCUCGGUUAAAUGUAACCGUUUCCCAAUCUUUUGGGCCUUUGAUGAUGAAGCUCGGCUCGGUCGGACUGCACUUCUGCUCUGCUGUAUAUAACCAAAAAUCUCAGAACAUUCCAGACAUAGUAGUCCUUACUAGAACCCUCUCGUCUCGCCGUUUCAAAUGACUUACAAAAGCAGUCUUCCCCCCAUCCAUUCUUCAAUACAUAGACACAGAGAAAUAUGGCCGACGAAGCCAAGAGCAAAGGCAAUGCGGCGUUCUCCGCCGGAAAGUUCGAGGAGGCCGUCAACCACUUCACCGAGGCGAUCAACCUCGCACCCACCAAUCACGUCCUCUUCUCCAACAGAUCCGCUGCCUAUGCCUCCCUGGGCAAUUUCUCCGACGCCCUCUCUGACGCUCAGAAGACUGUCGAGCUCAAGCCAGACUGGUCAAAGGGGUACUCCCGGCUGGGAGCGGCUCACCUUGGCCUUCGUAACUACGAAGGGGCUAUCGCUGCUUAUAGGAAGGGUCUAGAAUUCGAUCCCAAUAACGAGGCUUUGAAAUCUGGCCUCGCCGAUGCGCAGUCUUUUCAGGACCGUUCCAGUAGACCAUCUUCUUCUCCCCUGGGGGAUGCGUUUGCGGGACCAGACAUGUGGGUUAAGUUGACCCGCGACCCUACUACACGGGCUUACUUGCAACAGCCAGAUUUCGUAAAAAUGAUGCAGGAUAUCCAGAAAGACGCUAACAAUCUUAAUAAGUAUUUGAAGGACCAGAGGGUAAUGCAGGCACUUGGCAUUCUGUUAGGUGUGAAUUUGCAAACUAGGACGGCACAGGACUAUCACGAGGUGCCUGAAGCCUCCUCCGAGCCUGUGAAGGUUAGACGUUCUGAAACUGAACCUGAACCAAAGACAGAACCCCAACCUAUGGAGCUCUCUGCCGAGGAGAAAGAGUUAAAGGAUAGGAAGUCUCGUGCAUUAGAAGAGAAAGAGGCUGGUAAUGCAUUCUAUAAGAAGAAGGAUUUUGAGACGGCUAUUCAUCACUAUUCAAAAGCUAUUGAGCUUGACGAUGAAGAUAUUUCGUUCCUUACUAAUAGGGCUGCUGUGUACUUGGAAAUGGGGAAGUAUGAGGAAUGCAUCAAAGAUUGUGAUCAAGCUGUUGAGAGGGGGCGAGAACUUAGAUCCGAUUUCAAGAUGAUAGCAAAGGCUUUGACAAGGAAGGGCACAGCCUUGGUGAAGAUGGCAAAAUGCUCAAAGGACUAUAAACCUGCUAUUGAGACUUUCCAGAAAGCUCUUACAGAACAUCGCAAUCCUGACACACUAAAAAAACUUAAUGAUGCAGAAAAGGCAAAGAAAGAAUUAGAGCAACAAGAGUCCUUUGAUCCAGAGAUAGCUGAUGAAGAGCGUGAGAAAGGUAACCAGUUUUUCAAAGAGCAAAAGUAUCCGGAGGCAAUCAAGCACUAUACAGAAUCUAUAAGAAGGAAUCCCAAAGAUCCAAGAGCAUAUAGCAAUAGGGCUGCUAGCUACACCAAACUUGGGGCAUUGCCUGAGGGGCUCAAAGAUGCUGAGAAAUGCAUUGAGCUUGAUCCUACAUUUGCAAAGGGUUACACUAGAAAGGGUGCAAUUCAGUUCUUCAUGAAAGAAUAUGAAAAAGCUCUGGAGACCUAUCAGCAAGGGUUGAAGCUAGAUCCUAAUAACCAGGAAUUACUAGACGGUGUGAGGAGCUGUGCUGCACAAAUAAACAAAGCAACUCGUGGUGAUCUCAGCCCAGAGGAGCUCAAGGAGAGACAGGCCAAGGCAAUGCAAGACCCAGAAAUCCAGAACAUUUUAAGUGAUCCUGUAAUGAGACAGGUUCUUGUGGACAUGCAAGAGAACCCUAAAGUUGCUCAAGAACACAUGAAGAACCCACUUGUGAUGAACAAGAUCCAAAAGUUGGUCAGUGCAGGAAUUGUUCAAGUCCGAUAGAGAGCAGAACUCAUUUAAUAUAUAGGGUCAAAAGAAAGCAUAGCCAUUGUAUUUUGAAGGGGAUGGUUUGGACUUUGGAUAUUAUAUUAUUAUGUGAAGGCUCCAUUUUCCUUUUGUAUUGAAUGGAUUUGAAGAAUAAUUAUUAGUGCCUUUAGUCCAUAGGGUAAUAAAUACUGAAUCGGCAUCUAUAUAACUUACUUACUUACUGAAACAUUAAUGUUGGUAUUGAAAGCACC
Molecule: messenger RNA, 2317 nt
Organism: Cuscuta epithymum
Lineage: Eukaryota; Viridiplantae; Streptophyta; Magnoliopsida; Solanales; Convolvulaceae
Source: the annotation of a GenBank genome assembly